UGGUAAUUUUGACGUCGUUUCUAAGAUACCACACAACUGUCAGUUUAUCGUUAACCAAGACCUGACUAUGAACGCUUAAAUGGAUUCGCGUUUAUAUAAGAGCUUGGACAGUUGCGAGGCUGAACAUGCCUGGGAGAAGAUCCGAGAUAUUGUCGCCGUCCAAUUGAUGGGUGACAACGCUAUUCCCGUUCCGUUUCUGCGCGAUGCCGCCAAAUUUGACGUAGCGCACGUGGUUCUGAAGGAGAGUCGCAGCCGCAUGGAGAAGCUUACGGGCGCCAUAUCAACCGCUCUUCCGGUCGGCCCAAUCUCGGAAUUCAUUGCCGGUCCGCUACCGGAUGUCAUUGAAAGAAUGGGGAACGCUAAAAAAGACACUGGUAUCAUAUUGAAUCAGGCUUACGAAUUCCACGAGUCGGACAUGAAACACGGAGUGAAAAAGUCGCUGACCGUGCAAAUUUGGGGAUGCGGAAAAUGGGCACUUGAAUAUCUGCCCAAACCUGGGGAUUUUGCUCUUGAUAUGGUGAAAACAGGUUACAAAGAUUUCGACCGUAUCUACCUUAUCACGCAGACUUUCUACGCCAGUGAGGUGAAGAUUCAACUGUCCAUUGCCGGAAAGGAGGACACAUAUUUACUUAAAGGUCAGAUCCCAGUAGGGUUCAACCUGAUGAAGUACAAACUCUAUCCCAAUGGAACCCUAGGGGCCAGCAAGGUUGUGAAGGGGGAAAAGUGGAAGGUGAACUGGAUCAAGCAGAGCACCAUAGCCAGCAGUCUGGCUGCAACUUCAUCUAACUGAUGCUGGAUUUCAAAGCAAUACAUGUUAAUCUUAACAGAUUUUAUUUAAAUAUACAUUUUUACACAACUGUUUUUAUAUACAUUGUAUAAAUAAUUAAAGAUAAUUUAUUUUUAAAAA
Molecule: messenger RNA, 907 nt
Organism: Dreissena polymorpha
Lineage: Eukaryota; Metazoa; Mollusca; Bivalvia; Myida; Dreissenidae
Exons: 6
Coding region: 80-790 (236 amino acids)
Source: RefSeq, a predicted model, not a curated record